Molecule: messenger RNA, 2126 nt
Organism: Anopheles cruzii
Lineage: Eukaryota; Metazoa; Arthropoda; Insecta; Diptera; Culicidae
Product: arginine/serine-rich coiled-coil protein 2
Exons: 5
Coding region: 7-2028 (673 amino acids)
Source: RefSeq, a predicted model, not a curated record
UUCAAGAUGGACUCCCUGCUGCGUAACUAUGCGGACUCGGAUCAAUCGCAGGAAAUGGAGACCAAGCGGGAACAGACCGCGUCACCGACCGGUUCAUCGUCCUCGGAAUCGUCGCCCAGCGAACGGAAACCACCGGUGCACCGCAAGCCGCCGCACCGCCCCGAUGAAGGUCACAGCAAGCGCAAAAAGGAUGAAACUCCACCACCAGCCAAACGGACGACGAAACCGCGGAAGGUGCCCAAAAAGAAAUCUUCCUCCUCCUCGUCAUCGGAGCAAGAGCAGCAGCGCGGUUCGAGCGACAGUUCUUCGUCCUCGUCCGAUUCAGACUCGGCGGGUGGCUCAAAGUCUAGAUCCCGCAGUCCCGCGGUGAAGGCCAGUCGCAACGGAGCGAACGCUAGAAACCGACCGACAAACAGUAGCGACAAAGCUGGCAAAGCCAGCCGCAAGUCACGGACGCCACCACCAAAUCAAAGCCGCCGAGAGACUGCUGGCGAUGGUGGCCACCGAAAUAAGAGCCCAGCGAAGACACAGCAUGACCGGAAACGAGUGUCACCUCCGCCGAAAGGCGGACAGUCGGACAGUCGUCGGCGCGAUCGCAGCAAGUCCCGCGAACGCGAUCGUAAAUCGACCCGUGAUCAGCGAGAUCAGCGAGAUCGUGAACGGAAUAGAAAUCGCGAACGAGAGCGUGAUCGUGAGAGGGAACGCGAUCGCAAUCGCGGGGAUAAGGAUCGAUCCCGCCAGCGCCACGACGAGCGCGAUCGGGACCACCGGAACCGUCGUGAUUCUGCAAACCGCGGCAAAUGGAAUAAUCGUGCGGAGGGCCGCGGAAAAGAUAGUCGCAGUUACGAUCGCAAGCAGGACGAUCGCCGAGACCGGCGUAGCAGUGACCACGACAAGGAUCGACGCCGAAGUCGCCGUUCGAAUUCCCGUGAUUCACGCAACACCCGUCGGCGCCCGUCACCGCCGGAUGAGCGAGGCUCGCGAGGAUCUCGCAGCCGUAGCUCACGAUCGCGCUCACGAUCUCACUCACCGCCGCCGUCGGUGGGUCGCACUCCGGUUCUGCCGGUGCCAACCAAAGGUGCCGGUUUACUGCCGACACCUCCAACCCGGUUCUUCAACGAUCCGAUGCUACCAAAACCACCGACCUCGUCGUUACUCCCGACCCCGCCCGUACCGCAAGCCCUGCUUGCAGCGGCCAGUGCCAGCUCGACGGUCGGCAUCCCGGCCCUCAUGAGCAUCCCUACGAAUCCGCCCAUGUUAAGCUCGCUGAUUCCGCCGGCCGUUGUGGCCGUUAAGCUGAAUCUCCCCCCCGGCGAAACGAAUCCGGUGCUGCCGCCACUACCGCUCGUCGUCAGCCCACUCGAAGCGGCCGCCAACAAUGCGGCGGCCACUAGCGCGGCCCUACUGUCACGUACCGCGCUGCUUCGCAACACCGCCAAAGCGGCCCAGCUCGAGAAGAUGGGUAUCGAUGUGCUGCAGCAGAGCCAAAAAGCGGUGGACAAUGUGCCACUGCCGUCGUACUACAAUCCGGGCGUCGUGAACCCGGUCCGGUACGCCGAUCAGGUGCAGAAACGGAAGCUGCUGUGGAGUCACAAGACGAACGAAAGCAAGGAAGUUUCGUCCAACAUCAGCAAGUGGGAACAGGCCAAGUUUGCGCAGGACACGGACGGGAAGGUUGCGUCCAAGUUCCUGCGCCUGAUGGGUGUGAAGGAGCCAAAGGCGGGCGAAGAAGGUGCCGGUGGCUCACCCUACGCGGGAUCUCAAUCGGUGCACGGUACUGCUGCUGCUGCGACCGUUGUUGACGCUAGCGGCCACGCUCCUGCGGCUGCUGCUGCCAGUGGUGGUAACCACAGCGGUGCCGGUAGCGGAAGCCACGCGAUCGCGGGCAAACCACCGACCGGUGAUAGUAUUAAAAAGCAGGAGGAACUGUUCUCCACCAUGGAACAACAGUACGAGGUGGCCCGGCAGGUCACGCACACGAUGCGAGGCGUCGGGCUCGGAUUCAGCUCGCAGGCACGUCAAUUUUAAACGCCAUCCACACGCGCGUUGUUGUUCUGAAUUAGAGUUAGCGCGGAACAAUGCAACCAUUAACAGAGUUACUUCAAAGAGUGUCACAGUGUGUGUGC